AUGUCUAACCGCCGGACGCCAGCUGAUGUCCAUCAAACUCAACCCGCAAUCCCUACCUCCGGAUCGAGCGAACAACUACAAGAUAACCAGCCUCGCGCUCAAGGACAUUCCCUUUCUUCUUCUUCUGCUUCUUUCCACCAAUCCACUUCCGUACCACCAACUACAGCUGACCAGCAGUGGUUUCCAGCAUCUCAGCAGAUGAUCGUCACCAGCUCUUCCUUCUAUGACCCUACUCAGGCCUCAGGCUUUACAGCCCACCAGCCUUCCAUGAACGUCUGGAAUGCCCAAUUCACAGGUCCAGGUACCGAAUACUUUCCCCGACAACACCCGACAUACCAGCAGCCGUAUGAUGCCUUUGAAGGAGCAGAGACGAGCCAGUAUUCAUUUGCUCAAAACCAAGUUAGAGAGCAGCAGCAGCCUGAGCAGCAGCGCCGCCUUAUACCCACCCCACGGCGCUCGGCACAUGGUGGUUCCCGGACUUCUGGAUACUAUAGGCAGAGGAGCGCUGAAGGCCAGCAACACGCAGGUCAAUACUCACAGCUCCCUUCCGUUUCUCCCAAUCCUCCCUCAACCCAUCCUUCCCCUCCUCAGCCCUCUCAACAGCCAACAGGCCAAGCCCUCGCUGCACAGCGUACAACUGAAUUAAUCGCAAGUCAAUUCCCUCCAGUGCAAGCCGAACAGCAGUACCCGGCUCAGCAGCCCCAGCCCCAUUUCUCGCCCCCUCCUACCCAGUCCCAAUUCCAGAUCCAACAAACUCAGUUCCCGCCUACUCCACAGUUUCCCCAGAGUCAGGCUAGGCAGCAGAGUCAGUUUUCACAAUCCCACCAUCCUCGUGUCCCAUCGCAAUCGCAAUCGCACCCUCACGCUCCAACGCAAUCGCAUACUCACGUCCCUUCGCAAUCUCGUGCCCACCCUCAUGUUCAGUCGCAUACCCAAUCGCAACAUCAGAUUCACGCUCCUCCAAAUCCACCCCGACAGUCUCAACACUAUUCGGGCCCAUCAGAUUCCUAUUACCUUCAGAGCGAUAUGUAUUAUGCAAUCAAUACGCAAGGGAGUCAGAGUGCGCCUAGCCUUAACUCGACCCACGCGCAUUCGACGUCUCCCCACUCGCCUUUUGCAACGUUUGGGCCUCAUACGCCACCUGGAAACUCGCACACGCCUCCUAGUGAUGGUGGCCCCAUACUUGGACUCCCGCGCUCACACGACUCUGUCUCUCCGGCCUCGUACGCAAGCCACCCUACGUCAUCCUCAUUCGACGAUUCGUCUUCGGGGCAUCCAACCUCGUCUGUGGGCUCGGGUAACGUGCACAUGACUUCACAGGGCAUGGGCCAUGCUGCAACUUCGUCGAUCUCGACUGUCACCCCUGGGUCGCCACCAAUGGUCGCAGCGCCACAGCAACAGCAGCAGCAACGUGUACAGAUCCGUCAGCGCCCAAUUAUGCCUAUCACUGCGGCAGCGGCAGCGCCUCAGGCAGGUCCUGCACGGCCUCCAAUCGUACCGAAGCCGCCCGCUCCUCGCCCUGCAACAAACCGAAGGGCUCGUGCUCCAAAGCGACCAAGGCCAUCGACAUCCCAGGGCGGUGAGGGUAGGGGUGGGGACAGUGAUGAUGAUAGUGAUGACGAUGAUGUGGUAGAAUGGGCUGGACCAUCUGUGCCUCCACAAGGCGCGGCUACAGGGGUGGUGGGUCAACGCAAGUGA
Suillus plorans is the source of this 1698-nucleotide messenger RNA. RefSeq lists its product as uncharacterized. Lineage: Eukaryota; Fungi; Basidiomycota; Agaricomycetes; Boletales; Suillaceae. The transcript is spliced from 5 exons. The record is from RefSeq and is a predicted model, not a curated record. Bases 1 to 1698 code for a protein of 565 amino acids.